ACAAAAUUUAUGUUUUCUUGUGGCUUAUCGAAAAGUGUUUCUCAGCAAGUAAUUUGACAAUUCGAAGCUUGACAGUUCAGCUUAACGACAUUCUGAAUUAAGAAUAUCCCUUUGUAUUUUUGAACGAAUCUUGCAAUGAGAACAAUUUCGAUAGUCGUACGUGUACUGUGAUUUAAACGAAUAUACUUAGAAAUAUAACGUAAAUUCUCAGUUUAUUAAUAUAUAUAUCUUACUUUCCAUAAGUAUUAACAAGUGAUAUUUUUGUGCUUAAAAAUUGUGUAUUAGUGGUGCUCAUUUGACUUUACAUACCAAAUGUCAAAAAACAAAUUAAAUUUGACACUACCUCCUGGCUCGAUAGAACCAGUUCCAGCUGUGUCUCCUUCGCCACCUGUACCUCCCUUGCCUAUUUAUUCAGAGCCACCAGUAAUUCCAGACGGAGUUAUGGGUAAAAUGAGUAUAGAUGCUAUUCAAGAAAGGUUAGAGGAAUUAGAAAUGGACGAGGAACAAAGGAAGAGAUUGGAAAGCUUCUUGGGACAGAAGGAAAAGGUCGGAGAAUUAUGCGCAGAGGAUUUUGAAAAGCUUGGUGAACUUGGUGCUGGUAACGGUGGUGUAGUUAUGAAAGUGAGGCACAAAAAAUAUGGAUUAAUAAUGGCAAGAAAGCUAAUACAUUUAGAAGUUAAACCUGCUAUAAAAAAACAGAUAAUUAGAGAACUGAAAGUUCUUCAUGAAUGCAAUUUUGCGCAUAUAGUUGGAUUCUAUGGUGCUUUUUAUAGCGAUGGAGAAAUUAGUAUAUGCAUGGAAUACAUGGAUGGUGGAUCGUUAGAUUUAAUACUAAAAAAAGCUGGAAGAAUUCCAGAACCAAUAUUAAGUACAAUUACUUCUGCUGUUUUGAAGGGUUUGAGUUAUUUACGAGAUAAACAUGCAAUUAUGCAUCGGGACGUAAAGCCGAGCAACAUUUUAGUAAAUAGCGCCGGAGAGAUCAAGAUUUGUGAUUUCGGCGUUUCGGGACAAUUAAUCGAUUCCAUGGCCAAUUCAUUUGUUGGAACAAGAAGUUAUAUGUCGCCAGAAAGGCUUCAAGGCACACAUUAUUCAGUACAAAGUGAUAUUUGGUCCCUAGGAUUGUCACUUGUCGAAAUGGCCAUUGGAAUGUACCCAAUUCCACCUCCAGAUGAAAAAACUUUAGCUGCGAUAUUUAACACUCCACCAGGCCAACCACCAGCAGAUAAUACUACUACAAAUAAUGCUUCUACUCCAACAACACAAUCACCUGGACAUAAUACAGGUAGUCCACGACCAAUGGCUAUUUUUGAAUUAUUAGAUUAUAUUGUUAACGAACCACCCCCAAAACUGCCAGCUGGAAUUUUCAGCGAUACUUUCACAGAUUUCGUUGACCGCUGUCUGAAAAAAAAUCCUGCUGAAAGGGCAGAUUUAAAGACAUUAAUGAAUCACGAAUGGAUAAAGAAGGCUGAAUCCGAAAACGUGGAUAUUGCUGGUUGGGUAUGUCGCACAAUGGAUCUACAACCGACUACUCCAACACGUUUAGCAAACGUACAAUCCUGAAUAAAUGUCACUCUUACAUACUUGACUACCUAUAUACGCGUUCAGUACUCUUAAGUGAGUUUCAGUUUCUUUUCGUUCAAUUGGUAUAAACAGUGGCGUUUAUAA
Colletes gigas is the source of this 1665-nucleotide messenger RNA. It is a transcript of the gene Dsor1, whose product is annotated as dual specificity mitogen-activated protein kinase kinase dSOR1. The coding region runs from base 313 to 1560 and encodes 415 amino acids. The transcript is spliced from 8 exons. Gene Ontology annotation, molecular function: protein kinase activity; ATP binding. Lineage: Eukaryota; Metazoa; Arthropoda; Insecta; Hymenoptera; Colletidae. The record is from RefSeq and is a predicted model, not a curated record. Gene Ontology annotation, biological process: protein phosphorylation.